Messenger RNA from Osmia lignaria (orchard mason bee), 661 nucleotides. RefSeq names its product E3 ubiquitin-protein ligase RNF181-like. NCBI's taxonomy places the organism in Eukaryota, Metazoa, Arthropoda, Insecta, Hymenoptera, Megachilidae. Gene Ontology annotation, molecular function: ubiquitin protein ligase activity. Gene Ontology annotation, cellular component: cytoplasm. The record is from RefSeq and is a predicted model, not a curated record. Gene Ontology annotation, biological process: protein ubiquitination.
UGAGUGUUAUUAUUCCUAGGUUUAACCAAAAAGUGCUGAAAACGUGUGACUUGAAGUUUUAGAAUGAUUGACAGGUAAAGUGAGUGGUCAUAAAACAAGGUUAGACUGAUAGAUAAAAGAAUAUUGGAAAAAUAAGCAUAGCAACGAUCUGGUGUUGAGAUAGAAGUGUCAUUCUAAGGAUUGUGUCUAAAAAAUGUCAGAUUAUUUUGAAGAAAUGGGUUGGACACCGUUGAGAGAUGGUGAAGCACCAAAUCAUUUAAUACAAAUGGCUAGAUUGUUACGAGAUUUUGGUAUGUGGGAUUUGUUAGGACAAACAACCAGGUUACCACCACCUGCGUCAAAAUCUGCAAUUGAAAAUUUACAAGAGAUCGAAAUUGGUGCAUCAGAUUCAAAACAGUGUCCUGUCUGUUUGAAAGAUUUUGAGACAGGAAUAUUUGCGAAACGCAUGCCUUGUAAACAUAUUUUUCAUCAAGAAUGUAUAAUACCGUGGUUAGAAAAGACAAAUUCGUGUCCGCUCUGCAGAUACCAGUUACCAACAGAUGAUGAAGACUAUGAGAUGUACAGAAAGGAAAAGCAACGUGCAAUUGAUAGGGAAAAAGAUCUCGAAACUUUACACAAUUCAAUGUUUCUAUAGAAAUAUAUGUAUAUUUGUUUAUAAACA